Acanthamoeba castellanii str. Neff is the source of this 519-nucleotide messenger RNA. RefSeq lists its product as uncharacterized. Lineage: Eukaryota; Discosea; Longamoebia; Acanthamoebidae. Bases 1 to 519 code for a protein of 172 amino acids. The record is from RefSeq and is a predicted model, not a curated record. The transcript has a single exon.
AUGUCCUACAGGAAGAAGAUUCCUGAGGACGCCAUGGAGAAUGAAGUGAGCAGCAGCAGCGGCAGCAACAGUGGCAGUGACAGUGAGAUCCAGGGGCACUGCAGGAGGACUACAGUCACUGACAAGGUUUCCUACCGCAAGACCAUCCCUGAAGAUCCAAUUGAACCUGCCAAGAAGAAGAAGAAGACAACGCCAAAGAGGAGGAAUGCUACUCCUCCUCACAAUGAUGAGUCCCAGCAAGCGGUUGUGGUGGCAUCAGUGGAUGAGUCCCUGUUGGAAAUCAAGAAGCUACUGGGUGAGCUUAAGAAAGACGUUGACUCGCUGGGAGCAGACAGUGUGCGCUCAGUGACCAUGUCUGCUGUGGGGAAACUCCUUGGUGAGGCCAAGGAGAUCAGCGGCAAUCUUGAUUGGCUUGUGAGCUCUUCUGAACAGAGUAAGAUCGUGUUUGGCCCCAAUCACAAGCCCCUUGUGUUGACCAAGGAUCUUGUUGAGCGCAUUCUUACCUCCCUGCACUCUUGA